AUGUCGACAAUAACAACAAUUGAAGAUUUCUCUAAUGAAAUAUUUUAUGAAAUCUUUGAGUAUCUUUAUGGUAAUGAUAUAUAUGAAGCGUUUUCAAUACUUAAUUCUCGUUUUCAACAAUUACUUCAUUGUCCAUUUCUUCAAUAUAAAAUUCGACUUGAUGACCGACUCAUAAAACAAAACACAGUGGAUGAAUUAAAACAAAUAUCUCAUGUUAUAAAAAAUUAUAUUUUCUCAAUCUCUAUUCGACCAUGGAGACCUACCACGGAAAUAAUUUCUUUAUGUAAUUUCGAUUCAUCAUAUCAAAAUCUUCACUGUCUUAUUUUCAAUAUUAACCAACCAAAUAUAAUUCUAUUGAUUCUUCCUAAAUUAACUCAACUACCUAAAUUAUAUUCAUUAACAAUUGAAAAUAUACAAAAGUUGAAAAUAAUUUGUAAAAUCUAUCCAUUAGUUUUAAAUUUAUCAAAAUUAAAAUAUUUCAAAAUAGAAACAUGUUGUAUAGAUCUAUUUGCCGAUCAUUCUUUACCAAUUGCUACACAUGAACAAUCAUCUUCAAUUGAACAUUUAAUUAUCGAACAUUAUUGUUCUGUACAAGAACUUGUUAAUUUUCUAUAUUAUACACCAAAAGUACAUCAUUUGAAGUUUUCCAUUUACGAAGACAAGAAAACACAUUUAAAUCUUCUCUCUCUAAAUCACUUGCGACAUUUAACAUCUCUUUCGAUCGAAAUGUGUUCAUUGAAAUUCGAUAAAUUUGAAAUUCUUAUUAAUCAAUUUAAAUUCCAUUUAAAAACAUUUUCAUUGAGAAUCUGGUCGAGAAAUGAAAAUUAUUUAAAUGCUCGUCGAUGGGAAAGAAUUAUUUUACAAAAUUUACCACAAUUAGAACACUUUUCUAUGAAAUAUAUCAUCUGCUUUCAGAAUGAUGAUCAGUCAUCACUACAUUCAGACAAAUCAAAUGAAUUUCUCACAUCAUUUUGGCUUCAACGACAAUGGCUAUUAAGAAUUGAAAUGAUACAUGACUUUAUAAUUUAUAUCGUUGAUGCAUAUAAAAAACAAUGGUUUGAAUAUGAUAGACAGGAGCAAAAAAUAUAUUCUGUUGAAGAAUUAUCGAAAUCUAGACAACUUAUUAUUAACAAUAUAUCUGUAGAAAUAUUAAAUAAUAUUCAUAAUUAUAUGAACUAUGUUCUAUCGGUUAUGCAAAUUGAUCAUUUGGUUAUUAAAGAAGAAAUAUUUGUUAUUCAAUUAGCUGAAAUUUUAUGUUUAUUACCUGAACUUGAUUCAUUAGAAGUUUCUAUGAUAUCAUUUGUAUACCCACGACAAGUAACAUUAGAUGAAAUGAUAAAAAUCUUUUGUUCAACAACUCAUAUUAAAAUUUCAAAACUUCGUGUUAGAAAAAUUAAUAAAAUUGAAGAAAUUAAUUUUUUUCUUGCAUUUUGCCCAUUAAUUAAACAACUUGAAAUUAAUAAAUUACCUAUGAUAAACGUUGAAUUUUUUCUUCGACCAUUGUUAAUUCAAAUUAGAAAUAAAUCAAAAUUUCAAAAUCUUCGAUUAAUAUGUAUUCAAUUACCGACAGCCGAUGAUAAGAUGAUAUUGAAAUUAAAACAAAUGAUUCAAGAUGAAAAUUUACUUGUUGAUUUCAAGAUAAAACGCAAUGAAGAGAAAAUUUUUGUAGAAUGGAAAUAA
This is a messenger RNA of Adineta steineri, 1680 nucleotides long. NCBI's taxonomy places the organism in Eukaryota, Metazoa, Rotifera, Eurotatoria, Adinetida, Adinetidae. The record is from the annotation of a GenBank genome assembly.